AUGCCAACCGUUCACCUUUUGGACUACGUUGCGGGCAACAUCCGCUCUCUGGUCAAUGCGAUCAAUCAAGUCGGGUACGAAGUGGAAUGGAUCAAGACCCCCGAGGAUGUGAAGAAUGCGGAUAGAUUGAUCCUCCCUGGAGUUGGUCACUUUGGCCAUUGUCUCUCGCAACUCGACAAAGGCGGCUUUCUAGGUCCAAUCCGGGAACACAUUGACGCGGGCAAGCCGUUCAUGGGUAUUUGCGUCGGUCUGCAGGCCCUUUUCCAAGGUUCCGAGGAAGAUCCCAACGUCCCAGGACUGGGUGUGAUUCCCAUUCGCAUUCGAAAAUUCGAUGAUUCGACCAAGAGCGUGCCGCACAUCGGGUGGAACUCGGCAUUGAACACCGGAGCCGCGUCGAAUGAGCAAAGCUUCUACGGACUGAGACCAUCAAGCAAGUACUAUUAUGUACACUCCUAUGCUGCACUCUAUGAGGCUGGUGUCCUUGAAAAAGAUGGCUGGUCCGUCGCCACAGCCACCUAUGGCGAGCAGGAGUUCAUCGGUGCAAUCAGCCGAGACAAUAUCUUUGGUGCACAGUUCCACCCCGAAAAGAGCGGCGUGGCAGGAUUACGGGCCAUUCGGGCUUUUCUGACCGGUGAUCAAUUCCAGUCACUCCCCCAAGAGUUGGCUGUGAGCAAAGCAGAUGGAUUGACUCGUCGCGUUAUUGCUUGCCUCGAUGUGCGGACGAAUGAUUCCGGUGAUCUUGUCGUCACCAAAGGGGACCAAUAUGAUGUGCGCGAAAAGAGUGGAACAGAUGCCGGCGGCCAGGUUCGAAACCUGGGCAAGCCCGUUGAUAUGGCCAAGAAGUAUUAUGAACAAGGGGCGGAUGAAGUGACAUUCUUGAACAUUACUUCCUUCCGGAACUGCCCACUUGUGGACACACCUAUGCUCGAGAUCCUACGUCGAACAUCCGAAACCGUGUUCGUGCCUUUGACCAUCGGUGGUGGUAUCAAAGACACCGUUGAUACCGACGGGACUCACGUCCCCGCCCUGGACGUAGCGACAAUGUAUUUCAAGUCCGGCGCAGACAAGGUUAGCAUUGGCUCAGAUGCUGUCUUUGCCGCAGAAGACUACUAUCUAGCUGGUAAGAAGUUGAGUGGUCUUACUGCGAUUGAGACUAUCUCUCAGGCUUAUGGAAAGCAAGCUGUGGUGGUGAGCGUGGACCCCAAGCGUGUCUAUGUGAACCGACCCGAGGACACCAACCACCACACUCUCAAAACUGCAUCCCCUAAUGCUGCUGGGCAAAGCUAUUGCUGGUACCAGUGCACUGUCAAAGGAGGUCGGGAAACUCGCGACAUUGAUGUGCGACAACUCGUGCAGGCCGUUGAGGCAAUGGGAGCGGGAGAAAUCCUGCUGAACUGUAUUGACAAGGACGGGAGCAACAGUGGAUUUGACUUGGAGCUGAUCAAUGAUGUCAAAGCUGCGAUCAAAAUCCCAGUGAUCGCUUCCAGUGGUGCAGGAAAUCCUGGUCAUUUUGCAGAGGUCUUCAGCAAGACCACUACGGAUGCCGCAUUGGGAGCAGGCAUGUUCCACCGUGGGGAAUAUACCGUGAGUCAGGUCAAGAAUUACCUGCAGGAUGACGGAUUCCUGGUACGGCAAUUUGAAUCUGAGCUCUAA
Molecule: messenger RNA, 1653 nt
Organism: Penicillium odoratum
Lineage: Eukaryota; Fungi; Ascomycota; Eurotiomycetes; Eurotiales; Aspergillaceae
Product: imidazoleglycerol-phosphate synthase
Exons: 3
Coding region: 1-1653 (550 amino acids)
Biological process (GO): L-histidine biosynthetic process
Molecular function (GO): imidazoleglycerol-phosphate synthase activity; oxo-acid-lyase activity
Source: RefSeq, a predicted model, not a curated record